AUGCCCUAUAGAACUAAACCAUUUGUUGGUCGUAGCUUCCCCAUAUUGGACAACGCCAUUGAAUUUUACGAGAACUAUGGUCGUCGUGUUGGUUUUGAUACAAGGAAGAACGGUUCAAAGAAGGUUGAUGAUAUCACCAUAUGGUUUUACAUGGUGUGUAACAGAGAAGGUGAACAGAAAUUUAGCGAUCAACAACCCAAACGACGACGUAAAUCGAAAAAAUGUGGAUGUAAUGCUCGUGUUGCAUUCAAAUUCGAUUCUGACCGUGGUUAUCUCAUUCAACAUUUGAACGAAGAACACAACCACCCCAUGGUUUUGAUACAACACCAGAAGUUCAUGAGAUUAAAUCGUCAACUUGAUCCAGUUCACCAAAAAUUUAUUACGGAUUGUGCUGGUGCUAAUAUCGGUCCAUCUCUCACUUUCAAGCUGUUGACUGAAUUGAUGGGCGGAUAUGAGUCUGUUGGGUGUAUUGUGUUGGACAUCCGAAACUACACACGGGACAUAGGAAGAUACGCUGAAGGAUAUGACGCCCAAAUAAUAAUAGACGAGAUGAAGAAGAAGAAGAAGAAGAAGGAAAAUUGUGACGCCUUCACGUACGAGUAUGAAGUUGAUUCUCGUAGUCGGCUGAUGCAUUUAUUCUGGUGUUAUCCUAUUGCUAAGAAGAAUUUCAUGCAAUUUGGUGAUAUUGUCUCGUUUGACACUACAUACUCAACUAAUAGGUACUCUAUGAUUUUUGCCCCGUUCACUGGGAAAGGACAACCAUGGGCGCGCAUUGUCCUUUGGAGCUGGUUUGCUUUGUAG
This is a messenger RNA of Salvia splendens (bonfire salvia), 801 nucleotides long. Its product is annotated as protein FAR1-RELATED SEQUENCE 5-like. The transcript is spliced from 2 exons. Lineage: Eukaryota; Viridiplantae; Streptophyta; Magnoliopsida; Lamiales; Lamiaceae. The coding region runs from base 1 to 801 and encodes 266 amino acids. The record is from RefSeq and is a predicted model, not a curated record.